Ogataea philodendri is the source of this 1485-nucleotide messenger RNA. RefSeq lists its product as uncharacterized. The transcript has a single exon. Gene Ontology annotation, molecular function: alpha-1,2-mannosyltransferase activity. The coding region runs from base 1 to 1485 and encodes 494 amino acids. Gene Ontology annotation, cellular component: Golgi apparatus. Lineage: Eukaryota; Fungi; Ascomycota; Pichiomycetes; Pichiales; Pichiaceae. Gene Ontology annotation, biological process: mannan biosynthetic process. The record is from RefSeq and is a predicted model, not a curated record.
AUGAGGUUUCCACCAAAACUGUUUCGCAGACGAUUGCUGGUUAUCUAUGCUCUUGUGGCCACGGUCACAAUAACCGCGGUGGGACUGUUGCAAUAUUCCGCGUUGAAGACCCAACAGCAAAAAAUCAACGCCCAGUUGGUUUCACGAGUAACUUCGGUGUUCAACGGCAAAUUGCGACCCCAAUGCGACAGGUUCACGUCCUACAAUAACAACCCGCAAGAUUUCUGGCAAUACUACGGCUAUGACGAGUAUAAUAACAACUUGGCCCAGAACGAGCUCACCAAACUGCUCGUGAUAACCUCUGAUCAGCAAACAGAGUUGCAUAGAUUGCACUCUCUUUUGCGCGAAUCGUAUCUCACCGAGAAGUCGUCGCUGUUUCGCAAUUUCCAGGACUUGUACUCGCGUCAUUUCGACGAAUCCAGCCAGGGCAUAGUCUUUGUGUCGGGCAAAGAAUAUUAUUGGCUAACCAUACUGUCCAUAAAGUACAUUCGUCACGAAUUGAAGGACCCAACCCCAAUUGAAGUGUUUAUGCCCUUUUACGAUAAAAAAGACCACUUCUGCAACAAAAUGGCGCUGGUUUUCCCAGACGUUUCCUGCUCAUACUUCAACAACUAUCUACCUUCCAGAACCGUUGCUAACAUGAAAGGUUAUCAGUUCAAGGCGUUGGCCCUGUUGCUUACCAAAUUUUCCAAUGUGCUGUAUUUGGACUCGGACAACAUCCCAAUCGAAGCCCCGGCCACCUUGUUCAAGAGCGAAAAGUACCUCAAACACGGCAUGAUUUGUUGGCCAGAUUUCUGGAAACGGUCGACCCAUCCGUCUUUCUACGAAGUCAGUGGACUGGGUCCACAGAGCCGGGUCAUUGCUUCCACGCCGUCUGUCGAGUCUGGCCAAAUGAUGGUCAACAAGAAAACGCAUCUGGAAACCUUGUUGCUGGCGUAUUAUUACAAUCUCCACGGUCCAGAUUACUUUUAUCCACUAUUCUCCCAAGGAUUUCCCGGAGAAGGAGACAAAGAAACGUUCUAUCUUGCCAGCAGAGUUACAGGAGAAGGAUCUUUCCUCAUGACGGGAAUUAAGACCAAAAUCGUCGGCUACAUCGACUCCCAGAACAUGUUCCAUGGCCAAUCGAUUUUGCAGGUGGACCCUGACGAUGUGAACAAAUACGCGUUUUUCCAUUGCAAUUAUCCAAAACUCCAGGUGGACCAGCUCACGCGGUCUUAUUUCUACGAUACAGACACAAAUACCAGACGCCGGUCUUGGCAGAUCAUGAGAGACGCCAAGAAAGAUAGCAAUGCGGGCGGAUUGGUGAUGUUGAAGAAGGGAAUCAAGUUCGAUUUGGAAUUACGGGUCUGGGUGUUGAUCUAUGAACUGCUCACAAAGGACUUCAAAGGGUUUCGGUUGUUCGAGACCAUCGGAAACGACGAGAUGGGCGACGUUGUCAAGGAACACAUCUUCUUCCUCAAGAACCAGGGCACAUUGAUUACGUAA